GAUCACUAAUUAUCCAGUCAAAAUGGAGAGACAUUACGACAAUAUCGACCGUGAUUCUAGUCAUUACGGCUAUAGUGUAUUUUAGUAUCCACUUCGCAUACACUUUCUGCAACGUUCAGAAUCUAUUGAAAAUGACCGUCAAAUCACAAUGGACAGAUUACAGGUCAUUAUCGAAAGUUGGUGGACCGGGACAGUACAUCGAUCGUCAUAAAAUGGCAAACAUGUCGUUUGUACAGAGUCCACGGCGACAAUGUUGCUGUUUUGAUUCACCGAUUUUUGACAAAGGCUGCUUAUUAUGAAGGUCUUUUGACAAAAUAUUAUCAGUGUUAUAGAAAGCGUUUAGAAAGUGAUUGCUAAAAUCCCCUUAUGGCUAUUCUAUCAAAUACGUUACAUUCAAGAAAUUUCUUCCUACCACUCAUUCAUUCAGUACGGAGCCCGAGAGGGGACAUGCAUGAACAUUUUUUUUUUAGUAAGUCGUUCCCACCACUUAUAAGUCGUUACCACCACUUAUAAGUCGUUCCCACCACUUAUAAGUCGUUACCACCACUUAUAAGUCGUUCCCACCACUUAUAAGUCGUUCCCACCACUUAUAAGUCGUUCCCACCACUUAUAAGUCGUUCCCACCACUUAUAAGUCGUUCCCACCACUUAUAAGUCGUUCCCACCACUUAUAAGUCGUUACCACCACUUAUAAUUCGUUUACUGCGUCUGGACUAAAUUCUUCGUAAGGCCUAUGCUAGAGCGAUUUAGAGUCGAUUCAGAGUCAUCUUCUUUAAAACUACUGACUUUGUUCUGACCAUUUUAGCCAAAAAUGGAUGAACGAGAGCAAGAACGAAAUGCAGUGAUAAAGAUAUGCUUUGAAAUGGGACUCAUGUACAAAGACAUAGUUACGAUUCUUGCCACAGAGUGUGGAAUUGUAAUUUCUUUCCGUCAUUUGAAAAGGCUGCUCAGACAGCAUGGCCUGUCAAGGAGAAAAAACUACAGUGACAUCGGUGAGGUUGUAGACUUUAUUCUAAAGCAGGUCGAGGGAUCGGGUCGUCUGCAUGGCUACCGAUGGAUGUUUGAAAAAUGUCGGGCACAUCAUAUCAAUUGUAAAAAGGAAGAUGUAAGGAUAAACCUUGGAGUUGUCGACCCAGAAGGGACAACUCAGAGGAGAAGGAGAAGACUGAGGCGACGUCAGUAUUCAUCCAAAGGGCCAAACUUUUUGUGGCAUCUGGACAGCUACGACAAACUGAAAGCAUUUGGAAUAUGCAUUAAUGGCUGCAUCGAUGGGUUUUCCAGGAAAAUAAUGUGGAUGAACGCCUACCACACUUCAUCAGACCCGAAGGUGAUUGGAGGGUACUACAUAGAAAAGGUGUCAGACAUCGGAGGAUGUCCAUCUGUUGUACGUGGGGAUCUAGGUACCGAGAAUGGAUAUGUGCGUGACUUUCAAAGGUUCUUCCGUGAGGACGACGAAGAUGGCAUGGCGGGCAUUCGCAGUUAUCUAGAAGGUCCAAGCACCGCCAAUCAAAGGAUCGAGUACUGGUGGUCUUUCCUUCGAAGGGAGUGCAUGGAAUUUUGGAUCUAUUUUUUUCGCGAUUUGCAAGAUGACGGUGAUUUCAUUGGCAAUUUCGUAGAUGUCAAUCUCCUACGGUUUUGUUUCUUACAUCUUAUCCAGGCUGAGCUUGAUGAAGUGGUAGAUGUAUGGGAUCGGCAUCUCAUUAGACCAUCGAGGAACGUCCAAGCUCCUAGCGGCCGCCCAAACAUCAUGUUCAACUUGCCGUCUUUGUACACUACAAGAGAUUAUCUGCAUGGUGUGAGCCAGGAACGUAUGCAAGCAUGCAAAGAGGAAUGUGUUUUCAGAAAAACAAUACCAUGUGAUGAAGACAUCUUUGAACUCUGUUGCAUCGUGAUGAAUGAAGUUGGGUACGAGUAUCCAAGAGACCGACACGGUGCUCGACUUCUUUAUGUAGCUCUUCGACGUGAGAUAACACACUUGCUUAACAAUUAAUUCUGUCUGAAGGUGCAGCAGCUAUAGGUUCAAACCAACUUAACCAAGGAAUACAAACAAUGCCUGUUCAUGUGGGUGUGUUUUAAGUUUUUCCUUUUUGUUCUUCUUAAGGAAAUAAGCAUAGUCUAAUUGCCUUCUCGCCAAUCAUUGGUUUUGUACACAGUUUGACCUAGAUUAUCUGGCCACUAUCUGGCAAGGAAUUUUUUUUCCUCACUCUUUGCUUCAAGAUUGAGGGAAAGUUUCUUACUUUGUUUUAUUUAAAUUUUGUACAAACAAAAUGAAACAAGUCUGGAACAAAAGCUUGCCAUUUAAAUGUAUAAGUUUGUUCAUAUACCAGUUUAAUUAAGUAAUAGGAUAUGCUCUAUAUAGAGACAUGUUGUCUAGGACUUGUCUCUCAUAUAUGGCCAAAUCAAUUAUCUGGAUGAAGGCCGGUCCCGACCAGAUAACCGAGGUCGAACUAAAAUAAUUCAGCAAUGAGUCAAUGGAGGUUUACAUUUCAAAGUGAUGGACAAGUAUUGAUUUCUUGUAACUUUUUAUUGAAAGUAGAAAAAAAGAUUGACACAGAUCUCGGUACAAAAUCUAUAAGGACUACAUAGGCACUCUGUAGGCAUCUUAAGCAUUUUAUUGAAGUUUUUCAUACUCAACUUUCUUACUGCUUUGUUCGCCUUGGACAUAUUGUAAUUGUUCUGUUCAUGUCAUAUUACUACAUGUAAUUAAAUCAACUUGAUUAUCUUCCA
Molecule: messenger RNA, 2726 nt
Organism: Lytechinus pictus (painted urchin)
Lineage: Eukaryota; Metazoa; Echinodermata; Echinoidea; Temnopleuroida; Toxopneustidae
Exons: 2
Coding region: 811-1989 (392 amino acids)
Source: RefSeq, a predicted model, not a curated record